This is a messenger RNA of Diprion similis, 1998 nucleotides long. RefSeq names its product glutathione hydrolase 7-like. NCBI's taxonomy places the organism in Eukaryota, Metazoa, Arthropoda, Insecta, Hymenoptera, Diprionidae. The coding region runs from base 202 to 1704 and encodes 500 amino acids. Gene Ontology annotation, molecular function: glutathione gamma-glutamate hydrolase. The transcript is spliced from 9 exons. The record is from RefSeq and is a predicted model, not a curated record. Gene Ontology annotation, biological process: glutathione catabolic process. Gene Ontology annotation, cellular component: plasma membrane.
UAUUCCAUGUCAUCCUAGUUCACUGAACUUAACCAAUAAAUAUUUGGUCGCUAGCUGACUUCGAACGGUACAUCAGAAGUGUAAACGGUGUAAACAUUUAAUGGUUUACAUUGGAUUACUCAUAAUAUAUUUUAUAAAUGCUGGUUGAUUUAUCUUAUGAUUUUGACGAGAUUCACUAUCAAUUAAUUAUCCAUUUUGAUAAUGAAUUAUAACGAUAGGCAGGGAUUGACAGAAGAUGCGCCACUUACUCACGCCCGUAGUAAAAGAUUCAGUCUACAAUGUUACGAGGAUGGCGGGCUCAAAGUUACCAUCGUUACUUUCACGGUGUUAAGUAUUGCGAUCACUGUAGCGCUUGGGCUCGAAGUAAUUUACAAUAAAAAUGUAUCAGAGGAUAAGAGACAUGGAGCCGUUGCAACUGACUCAAAAAAUUGUUCGGAAAUCGGAACGGCCAUACUAAGAAAAGGUGGAAAUGCGGUAGAUGCAGCGGUAGCUGCAACAAUCUGUAUGGCAGUGGUCAGUCCCCAUAAAACAGGUCUUGGUGGUGGUGGUUAUGCGAUGAUCUAUAGUCACAAGGACCGAGUGAAACCGGUGGUCAUUGAUUUCGCAAGAAACACAGGAGAUGGUGUAUUUGGCAGCACAAACGUUCGAUUACCAGCAGUUUUGAAGGGAUUGGGGCUUGCUCAUUCGCUGCAUGGUAAGCUUCCUUGGGACCAAUUAGUAUUGCCGUCGUCCAAACUGGCUCGAGAGGGAUUUAUAGUGGGUAACGAAUUUGCUCAAGAAGUGGAGAAAAAUCCGAGGAUUAUGGAAAUUUAUGGUCGGCUUGAUCCUGGCCAGCAUCUGAAGUUGACACCCUUAGCAGAUACUUUGGAUAUCAUAGCUAAACGUGGUUUUAAUGAAUUGUACAACGGAAGUUUGUCCCAGAAAUUUCGCUCUGAAUCAGUGGAUUUUUCGCAGCAAAUGGCAAAUUACAAACCGGAAAUAAAAGUAGCUGAUGUGAUCAAUUUUUAUAAUCAUUUGGUAUAUUAUCCACCAAAUGCAAACUCACUCAAACAUGCACUCCAAAUGAUCGAUGCACUUCAUAUACCUAAUGAGAAUGCAUCAACUGUAGAAUCACAAUGUCUUGUUGCUGAUGUUUUGAUAAACGAUACAUAUUCAAGAGCUGGAUCAGAGGGAAUGGAAGAAAGAUUUAGCAAUGUCGUUGUAAUGGAUGAAGUGGAUUCCUACGUCAUUAUUAUUACUGGGCUAAGCGCAACGUUCGGAUUAGGCAAAAUAUCAGAUGCUGGUUUUCUCAAGGACAGUGCAGCGAGUAGCUUGAAGAAACUUACACCAGUUCUAUUUUGUGAUGCAGUGUCAAUAUGUGGAUUACGUGGGAUCACUUCCACCGAUGAUGUGCCGCUCACUGCGGAACUUUUGUACAACCUUGUAGUGCGCAAACUGAACGUUUCUAAUGCUGUAGAACAACCAAGGUAUUACGUACUGCCAGAUGGAAUUGCUGUAGAAAGCGAUUACUCGCAUGUGGCGGAUCCCACAUUAUGCAAUUCUCUUAAGUUAAACACCUCCAGACAGAAUGCCGAUGAAAUACUGAAAAGUUGCAAUACCAUAGUUAAGGUUAAAGAUACUAUGAAUAGUCAUUCCGAUAGCCGAGGAGGUGGUCAUGCUUCGAGAUUUCAAUCAUCAAGAAGUUGCAUUAAUUGCGCAGUCUAAAAUCAUGGGGAGUGACAAGUAAGAAAAAGAAUUACGCUAUAUUAUGGAGAUUAGAUACUCACUGUUCAUAAAAUUAUAUAUUUAAAAUUUUGUAUAAUAAUAAAUAAUAGUUAACAAAUUUAAUAUGAACCAUUGAAUUAUUCAAUACGCUGACAUAACUGUUCACAAUGCAGGCGAAAUUGAAAAAUGCAUAUUUUUGUAAUGCUACAGCAUUUAUUAUGAAGAAAAAACUUGUUAAAUAAUGAUUAUUACUAACCCAGUAAUGCAUUUGUACUGUACGCAGCACACAAUUUA